UAAACCUUUCAUUUUAUAACGGCAUCGUCUCUGCAGCACACCAGCAGCCAGCAAAGGAUAAACCUAUUAAAUUCACACGGGGAUGACAGAUGCAAAUGCAGAAACGGAACACUGAGGUUUACGGAGGUGGGGAACUAAGGAAACAGCGACAGUUGCCGAUGGGACGUGGCACUAGGGGAUUCUCGGGACACCCGAGGGCUUCCAAAGCUCCCGCCGGCGGCAGCGCCCCCUCGGCGCUUCCCGCGCUUUCCCGCCUCCCUCGGGAUUUCGCGCGCUUUCCCCGCCCCUCCGCGCUCCCCGCACUGCGCACGCGCGGCCGCACGAGGCUCCGCCGCUGCCCUCAGGCCCCGGCCCCGCCAUGUCGGAGCGGCUGGCCAAGCCCUCCUGCCUCAUCGUCGCCAGCGCCGCCACCGCGGGUGUUUCAGCCCAAUCCUUCCUUCACUGCUUUACUCUGGCCAGCUCUGCCUUCAACCUGCAAGUGGCAACACCUGGGGGGAAGCCCAUUGACUUUGUGGAUGUGAACGAGGGCAACACGCGCUGGAUCCAGGACUUCCGCAUGAAAUCCUACGCCAGCCCCGCCAAGCUGGAGUCCAUUGAUGGGGCUCGGUACCACGCCCUGCUGAUCCCAAAUUGCCCCGGGGCUGUGACUGACCUGGCCAACAGUGGGUACCUGGCCAAGAUCCUGCAGCACUUCAGCACUGAGAGCAAGCCUAUCUGUGCUGUGGGACAGGGAGUGGCAGCUUUGUGUUGUGCCACCAAUGAGGAUAAAUCCUGGGUUUUCCAGGGGUACAGCCUGACAGGGCCCUCUGUGUACGAGCUGGUGAGGCAGCCAAAUUUUGCCAGUUUGUCCAUUAUUGUGGAGGAUUUCGUGAAGGAUUCUGGAGCUACAUUCAGUGCCAGCAGCCCGGAUGCUGUCCAUGUGGUGCUGGAUAGGCACCUGGUGACAGGACAGAAUGAGAAUUCCACCCUUCCUGCUGUCCAGAACCUUCUGAUUCUUUGCAAUGUCAGCAGGAAAUGAAGGGGAAGGUCUGUUUGCAAAGAGGAUGGAUGAGGAGCCAGCAGGCCGAGGAUUUCCAUGGCUGUGACCUGGAUAAAGCACCCCUCUGAACCCCUGUCCUGGACUCUGAAGUGACUGUGGCAGUGAAGUGGCAGUGUCAGGUUCUGUGUGGAUGGAAUGAAUGAAGGUUGUCAGAAGCAGCUGGGACACCCCCUUAUAUUUUUGCUUCUCCAUUUUUUCACUGCAUCUCUAGACCCUCAGUUUACAGAUGUGGGGAACUGUCUUCUCAAAACCCCCCAAAAGUUGGUGCUGUGAAUACAAAUUGCUGAAGCUGAAGCCCUUGCUCUGGGUUGGCAUUGUGCUGGUGCACAGCAUGCCCUUGUUUUCUUCCUGUUCACAUCGCUGGAAUUGUGUUCAGAAAGUUUGCUCAGCCUUUUUUUUAACGUGGUCCUACAAUUGUUUAUUUGUUCUCUUUUGUGCUGCUUAUAUUGUGGGUUUUGUUCUCUUGGAAAUACUCCUCUCUGGGAGUACACUGCUGCUGUCUCUUGCUGGAAUUUUGUGGACUAGGGCACUGAAAAAUGCAGGUGGCUAAUGUGGGUCCCACCUGAGGACCCAGCUGGAGGGUGGAGUCUGGACUCCUCCUUCCUUCUGAGCUGCAGGUGUGGCAUGAAGCUGAGCAUGGAAAGGAAUAACCAGACUGAUAUUUUUUAAAAUUGUUGCAGGCUCAAACUUAUAAAAUUAUUGGAAAGUAGAGAAAUUAACUUUCAGAUAAUUGAUUUUCCUUCCCUCUUGGAAUUGUGGGCAGCAUUUAUCCAGUGCCCAGAAGAAAUGGGGCUGCAUUUUUGUUUUCUUACCAGGAUAUUACAAUAUUUUGGUUCUAACAAAUCAUCAAGUAGGGAAAUUUUCUCUUUUCUGUGUAAAUCAAUUUUUUUUUAGCUCUGUCUCAAGAAUUCAGUGUGAUUUGAAAAGACAGACUGCUGUGGGUUUUGCUGGGUCUUCUGCUGUUGCAUUCUGGAGCCCAGCUUACAGAACUUUGGCAUUGAUGGAAGUGAAAACUAGAAUUUGAAGUUAAAAUUGUGCUUUGAUAGAUAUUAAAUUAUCAAUUAGCUUUGAUAAUUUAAAUCUUCAUUCCUGACAAGCCAUCAUGGGGAUUUGAUGUUGGCAGCCUCAGGAAAUACUUUCAGCCUGGAAAGCCACAUCUUCUUUGUGAAGUGGGAGACUGUAUUUCCUUAGGGUCUUUGUUUCCAUGGGAUUUUGCCAAAAUUGCUACAUCUUUUCUCUGCUUACCUGUAAAAAUAGAACAUUGGUGUCUA
Molecule: messenger RNA, 2310 nt
Organism: Serinus canaria (Common canary)
Lineage: Eukaryota; Metazoa; Chordata; Aves; Passeriformes; Fringillidae
Gene: GATD1
Product: glutamine amidotransferase class 1 domain containing 1
Exons: 8
Coding region: 359-1018 (219 amino acids)
Source: RefSeq, a predicted model, not a curated record